Molecule: messenger RNA, 357 nt
Organism: Didymodactylos carnosus
Lineage: Eukaryota; Metazoa; Rotifera; Eurotatoria; Philodinida; Philodinidae
Source: the annotation of a GenBank genome assembly
AUGGGUAGUUGUGUUCAUCAUGAUGGUUUUUUGUAUGACAAUUCCGAAUCUGAUUUAAAAAUCUAUACACCAAGUGAAACAGCUAUAUCUCUCGGUAAACUUGAACAUCAAGCAAUUAAUAAUGCGACUAUGCAUGUAGAAUUCGAAUGGAAAAAGAGAGCAUUCAAAUGGAUAUGUUACGAUGAUACAUUUACAGUCGGACGUUCGAGUGGUUGUAAACGAGGCAAACAUGGAUUUUUUGUUCUGGACAACAAUCAGUCAAAUGAAAAUAUAACUAACAAUAAGAUGAAUCGUAUGACUCAGGCGACAGUUGAAGAGUGGGAAGAAGCUUGGCGUGACAAUAAGGAAUACGCCUAA